Molecule: messenger RNA, 3908 nt
Organism: Equus quagga
Lineage: Eukaryota; Metazoa; Chordata; Mammalia; Perissodactyla; Equidae
Product: leukocyte immunoglobulin-like receptor subfamily B member 2
Biological process (GO): cytokine-mediated signaling pathway
Molecular function (GO): inhibitory MHC class I receptor activity
Source: RefSeq, a predicted model, not a curated record
AUGGCAGACACCGAGAGCCUGAGUCUCUUCUCCUUGAACAAAGUAACCACAGGGGCUGGGCUUGAGUGCAAGUUCUGGGGAGAGCUGCAGGUCUGCACCCGUGCAGAGGCAGGGCCCAACCUGGUCCAGGAGGACACCACUGCCAGUGCUGAAGACCCCUCCUCUUCCUCUAUCAGACCUCACCUGCUGACCCCAGGACCACCCACAGCCUCCUUCAGUGCCCUAAUGAGAGAGCCUAACCAGCGCAAGCUGGGGGGCAGGGGAACCCCCGUUGAAAUCAGCCCCCUGACCACAGAAGUGGGCUCCCAGACAGUGCCCACCUCCCAGAAUUACACGGUGGUAAACUUUGUCCGCAUGGGCCUGGCAGGUGUGGUCCUGCUGAUCCUGGUGGUGAUUCUGGCAAAAGCUUGGCACAAGACUCUGCUCAAACCCAUCAUCUGGGCGGAACCCAGCUCUGUCGUCACUCACGGGAGGCCCGUGAGCAUCUGGUGUCAGGGAUCUCAGAAAGCCAGGCAGUACUACCUGUACCAAGAGGGGGUCAGGGAGCCCUCGAGAAGUGAGUUUCCACUGGGACCCGGCGACAAGGUCAAGUUCUCCAUCUUGCACAUGACCGACCACCUUGCUGGGAGCUACCACUGCUCGUAUCGCAGCAGAAAAAGCUGGUCGGUUCCCAGCGAGACUCUGGACUUGGUGGUCACAGGAAUGUUCAACAGACCCACCCUCUCAGCCCUGCCGAGCCCUGUGGUGACCUCAGGAGACAGUGUGACCCUCCAGUGUGGCUCACAGCAGGGAUUUGACAGGUUCAUUCUGUGUGACGAAAGAGGAGAACACAACCCUGGACGCCUGAACUCACAGCGCCAAGCUGACGGGUGGUCCCAGGUCCUCUCCACUGUGGGUCCUGUGAGCCCAGGUCACAGGUGGGCGUACAGGUGCUACGGUUAUUUCUCGACUUCUCCCUAUGUGUGGUCUUCCUCCAGCGACAUCCUGGAGCUCCUGAUCUCAGGUGUGUCUAGGAAACCGUUCCUCUCGGGUCUGCCAGGUCCUGUGGUGGGCCCUGGAGAGACAUUGACCCUCCACUGUUGCUCUGAUGUCGGCUAUGACAGAUUCGCUCUCUUCAAGGAGUGGGGACAUGACCUCCCCCAGGCCCGUGGCCAGUGGCCCCAGGCUGGGCUCCCUCAGGCCGACUUCCCCCUGGGCCAUGUAAGCAGUUCCCACGGGGGCUGGUACAGAUGCUAUGGGAGACACAACCUCUCCUCGGAGUGGUCAGCCCCCAGUGACCCGGACAUCCUGGUGGCAGGCGAGGAGCCUCACCCCAACCCACACUUCUCUCCCACUCUGUCAGCCCACCCAGGCCCCACCGUGGCCCCAGGAGGGAACGUGACACUGCGGUGUCAGACCAGGAGGUUGUUUGACACGUUCUAUCUGUCCAAGAAAGGGAAAACCUGUCCCCCACUGUACCUCAGGUCUCAGUACCAAGAUGGGAAGUUUCAGGCAAGCUUUCUCAUGAACCCUGUGACCCUGGACCACGGGGGGACUUAUAGGUGCUACGGGUCACUCAACAGCGCUCCCUUCCUGUUGUCACAUCCCAGUGACCCCUUGGAGCUCGUAGUCACAGGGCCUCCUAUUCCUGUCACCCCCUCAGUGCAGACCCAAGACCCCACGAGUGGCCCCCAACUCCCAGAUUACACAGUGGAGAAUCUCAUCCGCUUGGUGUCCUGCUGGGUACUGUGGUUUCCUCCAUCUGCACAGCUGGGGCCACAGGGAGGAGAUACCAUGACCCUCACGGCUCUGCUCUGCCUGGGGCUGAGUGUGGGCCAGUGGACCCAAGUGCAGGCAGGGACCCUCCCCAAACCCACCAUCUGGGCUGAGCCAGGCUCUGUGAUCCUCACGGGGAGGCCCAUCACCAUCUGGUGUCAGGGGACCCUGGAGGCCCAGGAGUACCGUCUGGAUAAAGAGGGAAGCGCAUCACCCUGGGACAGACAGAGCCCGCUGGAGACCAGGGACAAGGCCAAGUUCUCCAUCUCAUCCAUGACAUGGGAAUAUGCAGGGCGAUAUCAUUGUUACUAUCUCAGCCCCUCUGGCUUGUCAGAGCACAGUGACCCCCUGGAGCUGGUGAUGACAGGAGCCUACAACAAACCCUCCCUCUCAGCCCUGCCAAGCCCUGUGGUGACCUCAGGAGGGAACGUGACCCUCCAGUGUGACUCAUGGUGGGGAUCUGACAGAUUCAUUCUGACUAAGGAAGGAGAACACCAGCCCUCCUGGAUCCUGGACUCGCAGCCAGAACUUGAUGGGCAAUCCCAGGCCCUGUUCACUGUGGGCCCCAUGACCCCCAACCACAGGUGGAUAUUCAGAUGCUAUGGCUGUAACAGGAACUACCCCCAGGUGUGGUCAAACCCCAGUGAUCCCGUGGAGCUCAUGGUCCCAGGACCCUCUGGGGACCCCACCCCCCCACCCACAGAACACAACUUAAUGGCUGGAGACUCUGAGGACCAACUGCUCCACACAGAGUCAGGCGCCACGAGUGGUCUCACCUGGUACCUGAAGGUUCUGAUCGGCGUUUUGGUGGCCUUCGUCCUGCUGCUCUCCCUCCUCCUCUUCCUCCUCAUCCGACACCGGCAUCAGGGCAAACGAAAGAUGUCAGCCCAGAGACGGGCUGAUCUCCAAAUUCCUGCAGGGGCUGCAGACCCACAGCCCAAGGACAGAGGCCUGCAGAUCAGCUCCAGCCCAGCUGCAGACGCCCAGGAAGAGACCCUCUAUGCUGCCGUGAAGGACACACAGCCUGAGGAGGGGGUGCAGCUGCACCAUCAGCAGGGCACUCAUGAUGAAGACAACAAGAGAGUAAAGUAUGCCCAGGCUGCUAUAUCUGAAGCCCCCCAGGACGUGACCUACGCCCAGCUGAACCACUUGACCCUCAGACGGGAGAUGACAUCCCCUUCCUCCCAGUCAGAGGAGCCCCCAGCAGAGCCCAGUGUGUACGCUGCUCUGGCCAUCCACUAGCCCAGCAAGGACCUGGAUGCCACCCUCCAUGGAGGGAGACUGCAGGGACCCCAGAAGACAUAGGAGCUGCCUCCAGAGGACACUCAGCUAAUGACCCCCAGCCAGCCUGGACUCCUAACAUGGACCACCAGGAGCUUCUGGGACUUUUGGGGAGUCACCUGAUUCUGCAAUCAAAGAUAACUGAUAUCCCCACAUUUUGGAAAUAAAGCAACAGACUUCUCAGUAAUGCAUGAGUGAAAUGAGAAAUCCAAAACAGAAGUGAGAGAACGUUUUAAAUAGGGUGAUAAUGUAAAUAUUAUACAAUCAAACCUAUGAAAUGGGAAAAUUAAGAACCAUGAAUGAAUAUCUUGGAAAAGAAAAGCCUUAAAAAAAUCAAUGACCUAAGAUAUUACACCAAGAAUUAAGAUAAAGAAGAGCAAGUUAAUCUAAAUGAAGGUAGAAGGAGGAAAUAAUAAGACCAGCUCGUAAUGAGGACAAAGAAAAAAUAGAGAAAAAUCAAUAAAGCCAAAAAAUUUCAUCCUAGGCAAAGUUAGUCAAACUUACCAAAUGUAGUCACAAUGACCGAUAUAGAAAGAGAGAAGGCACGUAUUUCCAAUAUAAGGAAUGAAACUGCAGACAGCACUACAAAUCCUAUAGACUUUAAAAAUAGAGUAACCAGAAGGGGCUGGCCCCGUGGCCGAGUGGUUAAGUUCGCGCGCUCCGCUGCAGGCGGCCCAGUGUUUCGUUGGUUCGAAUCCUGGGUGCUCAUCAAACCACGCUGAGGCAGCAUCCUACAUGCCACAACUAGAAGGACCCACAAUGAAGAAUAUACAACUAUGUACCGGGGGGCUUUGGGAAGACAAAGGAAAAAAAUAAAAUCUUUAAUAAAUAUAUAUAUAGUAACAGAAUGUUAAAAACAAUUUGAUGCCAGU